CAUGGGUCAAACAAAGUGGGGAACACCACUACCCAGGUUUUUUCAGAUUUUGGUGCUGACUUGUCUUCUUUACUUCUCAGUCACCAACCAGGUAACGAAGCAAGUGAACGACAGGGUAGUACUAUCCUGUAAUUACAACAUUUCUGCUGAUGAACUGACAAGAGUUCGCAUCUAUUGGCAAAAAAGUACUGAUGUGGUGCUGACUGUCAUAUCUGGAAAAGUGGACCUGGGGUCCAAGUAUAAGAACCGCACCAUCCCUAACAUCAUCAAUGACCCUUCCAUUGUGAUCCUGGGUCUACGCCCUUCGGACAGUGGUACAUACACCUGUGUCAUUCAGAAGCCUGAAAAAGGGGCUUUCGUAUUGGAACACUUGAUUUCGGUGCUGUUAUUCGUCAAAGCUGACUUCCCUGCCCCAAGUAUAACUGAACUUGGAAACCCGUCUACUCACAUCAAAAGAAUAAUCUGUUCAACCUCUGGAGGUUUUCCAAAGCCUCACCUCUCCUGGUUGGAAAAUGGAAAAGAAAUAAAUGCCAUCAACACAACGGUUUCCCAAGAUCCUGAAACUGAGCUCUACACGAUUAGCAGUGAGCUGGAUUUCAAUGUGACAAAAAACCACAGCUUCUCAUGUUUUGUCAAAUAUGGAAACUUAACAGUAUCACAGACCUUCAAAUGGCAAAAAUCUGAGCCACCACCCCCUCCUUCUAAUCCGUUCUGGAUCUGGAUCUUAAUCUCAGUAUUUGGGUCUAUUAUCUUUGUUACAGUAUUCGUAUGCUGCACAUGCAAAAGAUUUUCUGCAAAGAGAAGGAGGAAUGAGGAGAGCAUAGAAAUGGAAAGGAUCUCCCCUGUCUACUCAGGAUCUAUAGAAGCAUCAGGCUGA
This is a messenger RNA of Miniopterus natalensis, 877 nucleotides long. The record is from RefSeq and is a predicted model, not a curated record. Lineage: Eukaryota; Metazoa; Chordata; Mammalia; Chiroptera; Miniopteridae.